UCUGCAAAGCAGCCAAAGCCGACCUGGUCUUCCUGGUGGACGGCUCGUGGAGCAUCGGGGACGAGAGCUUCCUGAAGAUCAUCCGCUUCCUGUCCAGCACGACCGGAGCUCUGGACGUGAUCGGGCCGGACGGGACUCAGGUGGCCAUGGUCCAGUUCAGUGACGACGCUCGCACCGAGUUCAAGCUCAACUCGUACGGAGACAAGGAGCGGCUGCUGGACGCCAUCAACAGGAUCUCCUACAAGGGAGGAAACACGAAGACGGGUCGAGCCAUCCAACACGUGAAGGACAAGAUCUUCACGGUGGAGGGAGGAGUCCGGAGGGGAAUCCCCAACGUCCUCGUGGUCCUCACGGACGGACGCUCCCAGGACGACGUCAACAAGGUGUCCAAGGAGAUGCAGAUGGAAGGUUUCAUCGUGUUCGCGAUCGGCUUCGCGGACGCAGACUACGGCGAGCUGGUGAGCAUCGCCAGCUCGCCCAGCGACAGACACGUCUUCUUCGUGGACGACCUGGACGCCUUCAAGAAGAUCGAGGAGAAGCUGGUGACCUUCGUGUGCGAGGCCGCCACCGCCACUUGUCCUUCGGUACCAAUGAGUGGCAGCACAACACCAGGGUUCCGGAUGAUGGAUCUCUUCGGCCUGGUGGAGAACCGGUACAGCAGCGUCUCCGGUGUUUCUCUUGUUCCCGGAACCUUCAACACGUUCCCGUGUUUCCAUCUUCACGGCGACGCCCUGCUGGCGCAGCCGACCAGGUUCCUCCACCCUGAGGGCCUCCCCUCCGACUACACCAUCAGCCUGCUGUUCAGACUCCUGCCCCGCACCCCCGAGGAGCCCUUCGCCCUGUGGGAGAUCCUGAACAAGAACAACGAGCCGCUGGUGGGAGUCAUCCUGGACAACGGAGGAAAGACGCUGACGUUCUUCAACCACGACUACAAAGGAGAUUUUCAGACGGUGACGUUUGAAGGGACAGAAAUCAAGAAGCUCUUCUACGGGAGCUUCCACAAGCUUCACAUCGCCAUCAGCAAGACCAGCGCCCGGGUGGUGAUCGACUGCAAGACGGUGGAGGAGAAGUCCAUCAGCGCCGCGGGGAACAUCACCACCGACGGGCUGGAGGUCCUGGGCCGGAUGGUUCGGUCCAGAGGGAACAAGGACAGCUCUGCACCGUUCCAGCUGCAGAGCUUCGACAUCGUGUGCAGCACGUCCUGGGCCAACAGGGACAAGUGCUGCGAGCUCCCUGGUCUGAGGAAAGAGGUCGACUGUCCGGCUUUACCCAAAUCCUGCACCUGCACCCAGGACAGCAAAGGGCCCCCCGGCCCCACUGGACCCCCAGGAGGCCCUGGAAUCAGAGGAGCCCGAGGUGAUCGUGGAGAGCCAGGCCCGGUGGGGCUGACUGGUCCAGUAGGCGAUGCUGGUGUCCAAGGACCUCAGGGGCCCCCGGGACCCCAAGGACACAGCGGACGCUCCAUCAUCGGACAACCAGGGGCGCCAGGAGAGAGAGGGCAGAAAGGUGAGGCCGGACAACAGGGACCACAGGGAGUGGCUGGUCGAGCUGGAGCUAUAGGCAGAGAAGGACCACCAGGACCCAGAGGCCUCACAGGGAAAGACGGCCUGCAGGGCAGAGCGGGGCCCCCGGGCACCAUCGGGACGCCAGGGGCCCCGGGGGCUCCGGGAAACACCGGCGCUGCAGGAAAGCACGGCGAGCUGGGACCUCCGGGCUCUGCCGGAGGCAAGGGAGAGAAAGGUGAACGGGGCGACCUGCAGUCCUCGGCCUCGGUUCAGGCCAUCGCCCGGCAGGUGUGUGAGCAGCUGAUCCAGAGCCACAUGGAGCGAUACAACUCCAUCCUGAACCACGUGCCCAGUCCGCCGGUGUCCAUCCGCACCGUGCCAGGGCCCCCUGGGGAGCCCGGCCGCCAGGGCACCCCGGGGACCCAGGGAGAGCAGGGGCCGUCAGGGAGACCCGGAUUCCCAGGACAGAACGGGCAGAACGGGCAACCUGGAGAGAGAGGUCAACCAGGAGAGAAGGGGGAGAAGGGAUCUUUAGGAGUCGGAGUCCAAGGCCCCAGAGGACCCGCAGGACCCCCUGGUCCUCAGGGUCAGGGCAGACAAGGAAACCAGGGUCCGUCAGGGCGGCCGGGGAACCCUGGGGGCUCCGGUCGGCCUGGGGUCCCUGGUCCAGUCGGCCCUUCGGGGCCCCCGGGGUACUGUGACCCCAACUCCUGUGUGGGCUACAACGUAGGAGAUUACGAUCAUCCGGGGCCUCUGUUCUAACACUUCACUGACUCAGCGUUAAAGUUGAACCUCUGUUGACGCUGCUGCACGCUGCUCUAACCCAGAGACCUUUACUUUGAAACAUCUCAACAUGAAAUCAGCUGAAUUAAUGCAGUUUGAAUGACAGUUAAUAACCAGUAAUAAUAAGUAAUAACCAGUCUGAGACUGACCUGAGGAACAUGAGGAGGUUCACACUGAGAUUCUCUCAUUUCACUGAUCGAAGCUUCGUCUUACUUUGAAAUCUGUUUGUCUUUGUAACCCCUGGUAACGCUUUUUAAUCAUUAAACCCUUCAACGCUUAGCAACCAUCGGUAACCCUGGUAACCCCUGGUAACGCUGGUAACCCCUGGUAACCCUGGUAACCCUUGUCCUUCUGUGUCUCUUGCUCUUCUCUUCUGGCCCCGCCCCCUUUCCUCCUGUCUCGCUAACCCAAUCCAAACCAAUGCCUCAACAUUGCUUCCUGUGGUGGCGGGUCGGCCAUCUUUGUUGUGGGCGCUCACUGAUGGUGUGGCUGGCUGG
This is a messenger RNA of Pleuronectes platessa (European plaice), 2785 nucleotides long. RefSeq names its product collagen alpha-1(XIV) chain. The record is from RefSeq and is a predicted model, not a curated record. Lineage: Eukaryota; Metazoa; Chordata; Actinopteri; Pleuronectiformes; Pleuronectidae. Gene Ontology annotation, cellular component: interstitial matrix. Gene Ontology annotation, molecular function: protein binding.